AUGUCUACCGCUACCUCAACUAAAAAAAAUAAAAAUAUUAACGAUAGUACAUCUUCUACUAUAACUCUUCCUAAUAAUAUUAACAAUGAUUUUCUCAACACAAUAACAGACCCAACUGACUUUACCAAAACAAACCUACGAAACCUUGACUCGCUAUCACGAUGUCCAAUCUGCAAGGAUUUCUACGAGACACCAGUACUCGUUGAUUGCGGACACUCGUUCUGUUCACUGUGUAUUCGGCGAUCGAUUGUUGCUUUGGAGGCGAUUUGUCCCAUUUGUCAUGUGGAGAUUAAAGAAUCGCAGUUUCGAAAAAAUGAUGUUGUCGAGGGGACUGUAAAGUUUUGGAAGAUGAUGAGGCCUCUCAUGCUAAAACACGAUCAAAAUGUGCCAGACACUUCUUAA
Molecule: messenger RNA, 402 nt
Organism: Ambispora gerdemannii
Lineage: Eukaryota; Fungi; Glomeromycota; Glomeromycetes; Archaeosporales; Ambisporaceae
Source: the annotation of a GenBank genome assembly